AUGGUGAAGAUAGAGCUUGCACCAUUGAAUAUCCCAUUCAACCGAAGUUUACAGACAGCUGCAGUUCUUCAAUGGGUUUUCUGCUUUCUCUUUGGAGCGCAGUGUUGUUUUUGUGUGUACGUUGUGAUCGUGUUGAAUGGAUACUGGCACGUGGCUGCACUGUAUGCCCUGUGGCUCUACCUGGACUGGGACACACCUCAGGCUGGGGGCCGCAGGUCUGACUGGGUACGCCACUGGACCGUGUGGAAACACUUUGGAGACUAUUUCCCCAUCCAUCUGAUUAAGACAUGUGACCUAGACCCAGAAAGGAACUACCUGAUGGGGUUCCCUCCUCACGGAAUCCUGGUAGCCAGAGCGUUUGGCAAUUUCUGUACAGAAUACACAGGUUUCCAAGAGCUCUAUCCAGGAAUGACUCCUUAUCUGCAUACCCUCAGCAUCUGGUUCGGCUUCCCAUUCUUCCGGGAGUACCUUAUGUCCUCAGGGGUUGUUUCUUGUUCCAAGAAGAGUCUUACCCAUGUGUUGAGCCAGAAGGGAGGGGGCAACGUGUCAAUCAUAGUGAUUGGCGGGACGGCAGAGUCCCUGGAGGCCAGGCCUGGGAGCCUCAUCCUGGAGGCCCUCAACAGGAAGGGCUUUGUCAAGAUUGCUCUCAGGUGUGGGGCUCAUCUGGUGCCAGUGUUCUCCUUUGGGGAGAAUGAUCUGUUUAAUCAGCUGAAGAACCCGAAGGGCUCCCUGGACCGUACCAACCAGGAGGGCAUGAGGAAGACCCUGGGCUUCAGCCUGCCUCUGUUCCACGCCCGGGGUGUCUUCCAGUACAGCUUGGGCUUCAUGCCCUUCAGACAACCCAUCUACACCAUUGUGGGAGAGCCCAUAGUGGUGGAGAGGAAUGUGAGCCCCUCAUCAGCUGAGGCAGACAGGCUGCAUGGCUGUUACCUGGAGGCGCUGGCUAAGCUGUUUGAGCAGCACAAGGCUGAGUACAGGAUCCUAGAGCACCAGCACCUCAUCUUCACCUGACCAGACCAAAUUAAGUCAGAUAGCACUACACUGUAGGAUUGGACCAUUCAACCAGCUCCUGACCAAUACACACUGAUACAGACUUUCAAACAAACAUAGUGCAAACAUACACAAAAGCACACAUGGGAAAUGGACACGUGCAUGCUUGCACACAUGUACAGUGACCACCCAUAUACACAAUCAAACGGCCAUCGCUCUCAUCCUUUGCUCUCUUAUACAGUCACCAUAGGCCCAGAGUAAGUCAGCUGAGUUGAGCGUUGGAAAUCCCGCUCAUUGCGCACUACUCUGGUGCUCCAUCUCCUUUCCACCCACUCUCUAAAAACCCUUUCACGUUCAUUAAAAUCACAAUUUAACCAACACCCAUCUAUUUUUGUGACUACCUAGACCUACCAUUUGGUUUUGAAGUAUUGAAACCAAACCACAUGGCUUGAAUGAAAAGUAUUUUAAUGAAAAGGUGAAUAUAAGAAUAAUUUCAAAUAGGCUACAUGUCAUGUUAAACAACAUAUAAACACUCUAAAUAGGUCAGGAGCCAGACAAAGAGUCUAAGAAGGAACGAAAAUGUAUUAUUUAGGCUCUUUUAUUUCAAUUAUUUCAAGGCUAUAGGGUACAAAGAAAUACAUUGUGAAGCAUUUGCGAGUGCAACACACAAGGCUGGGAGGGAGUCAGGGACAUUACCAAGUGCUCAGCAUUUAAAAAACAUUUUGUUGUAUUAAAUCAUUAUAGUCUAUAAAUUGGGCAUAUAGGCUGAUUUACUUUAUUAGUCUCAGUAGCUUUGAAUUAAUUUUUUGAAAGGAGUUUGGCCAGUCUAUGUCUUUAGGCUCAUGUGAUGGUUCAGGUCAGCAGUGGAGAAUAUCCUCUCCAUGCUUGCAGAGCCACUGGGAAUGCUAAACACCAAAUCUGCAGGGAGGCAGAUUUAAAAAAAAUAUAUAUAGGCAGGCCUACAUGUUUUUAGGCAAAAUAACCCAAUUAAAAAACAGAAAGCUCCUUGAAAGUUGGAAUAUGCCAGACCUAUUGGGCCAAAAUCAAUUAUUGCCUAUUGUGUAGAUCAUAUAACAAAACUGAAAGAAACGUUUAAGAUAUCUGACUUUUAGUUUAUAAAUAAUUUGCUACAAUGACACACUUAAUUAGCUACCCAGCUCAUGAAUUGAUUUUAGUUUAGCAUGUGCACGUAGUAAUAAGUAUACCAUCAUGCUUUCGGGAUACGUGUCUUUUCAGAUUCCACUAUGAUUCACCUCAAUCCCUCUCUUUCUCUUGGAUCCUCAUCUUUGUAAGCAGUGGCGGAACUAAAGUUUUCUACAUGGGGUGGCCAGGGGGUGUCCAAGGAUACUUCAGGGUGUCCAUAGACCAUGACAGUAAAUUAGUGUGUAACCCUAACCUGGCAUCUAAGGAGCAUGAAUUAAUCAUAUGAUUGCUGAUUAGAGGUAGAAGUGAUAAUUCACUUAACCCGGAGUUCUUCAA
Molecule: messenger RNA, 2469 nt
Organism: Oncorhynchus keta (chum salmon)
Lineage: Eukaryota; Metazoa; Chordata; Actinopteri; Salmoniformes; Salmonidae
Product: 2-acylglycerol O-acyltransferase 1-like
Exons: 6
Coding region: 1-1011 (336 amino acids)
Biological process (GO): triglyceride biosynthetic process
Cellular component (GO): endoplasmic reticulum membrane
Molecular function (GO): diacylglycerol O-acyltransferase activity
Source: RefSeq, a predicted model, not a curated record